AUGGCGAAGAACGGCAACGGCAAGCGCAAGGGGUCGGACAUCGAUCUCGACAAGAUCAUUGCGGCAAAGAAGCAGCAGCAGACCCCUCUGUCCUUCUAUGUCACCGCUGGGCUCCUCAACGCAAUUGUCCCCGUUUUUCUGUUUGCCACGGUGUUGAUGCUUGAUGUCAUCUCCAACGCCAUCGUUGUCGUCAUCGGCAUUGCCGUGACGGUUGCCAGCCUCCAGUACGCAUACCAGAACGUUUCUCGGAAGCUCAUGGACAAGAUCGCGCUGAAGCGCCGCGAAGCUGCACACAAGCUUGUGCUUCAGGAGCGCAAGCAGGGCAAGGGCCAGGGCCUUGAUGUCGAUUCCAUGUGA
Messenger RNA from Salpingoeca rosetta, 357 nucleotides. RefSeq lists its product as uncharacterized. The record is from RefSeq and is a predicted model, not a curated record. The coding region runs from base 1 to 357 and encodes 118 amino acids. The transcript has 3 exons. NCBI's taxonomy places the organism in Eukaryota, Choanoflagellata, Craspedida, Salpingoecidae. Gene Ontology annotation, biological process: SRP-dependent cotranslational protein targeting to membrane. Gene Ontology annotation, cellular component: endoplasmic reticulum; membrane.